UAAAUCUGUUAUCUUUCUGUCCUUUUCUUUUCUGGGUUUUCUUUGAAAUGUUGAAUUUUUUAUGUUGGUAUUAUAAAGAAAGAUAAUGUCUUUUAGAGUCUAGAUCUCAUAUCAUUUUCUGAUGCAAUUCUUUUCAUUGCGUUUACUUUGAUUUUUAUUGAAAUUAUUUGAAAUUUACAAAAUCUGUGCUUAUAUUUCUUUAUUCCCGUCAUUCUUUUCCCCUUCUUGUCGUUUUGAUCUUCAAUUUUGGACUACCUUGGUAGUUUUAAGGUCUGAGCAAGUUUAGAUCUUCAUGGUAGGAACUGUAGCAUAUUCAAAGUCUAUUUCUUUUUGGCAUUGAUUAAAGAAGAGAGUUUCUUCAUGAAUAAAUUUGAUGAUUUUGAAGAUGUGGUCUGUUAAUAUGAAAUCAUAUGGCAUGAAUCACAUAUCAAGAAAGAAGAGGAAACAUUUCGGUCUUUCCUUAUCUAUCUCCUCUGUGAUUUUACUUCCAUAAUUCCCAAGUGAUCUUAAAAAUGGGUCUCUCAAGUCUUCCAGCUCCAUCUGAAGGAGUGCUUUGCGUGCUUUUGGUGAACACUGCCUUGUCAAUCUCCAUUUUCAAGGGGAUAGUCAGAUCAAUUCUCCACAUUGUUGGAAUCCGUUUAUCAUCCUCAUCAUCUUCAACCGCAUCAUCAGAUUAUAAUGAAGACCCUACAGACUUAUUUGAAUUUCGUUUGCCCCCAUCCGAGAGUUACAUUAAUGAGUUCCGGAGCAGGACUCCUGCAACCCGAUUUGAUUCGGUGUGUAGGUGUAAGCAGAUUGAACAUGACUGCUCGGUUUGCUUGACUAGGUUCGAGCCAGAAUCAGAGAUAAACUGCUUGUCUUGUGGCCACCUUUUCCACAAGGUGUGCUUGGAGAAGUGGUUGGAUUAUUGGAAUGUCACCUGUCCUCUUUGCAGGUCUCCUGUGAUACCUUCUGAAGAGGAUACAUCUUCAUGCUUUUGGUGAGCAUGCACUGAAGUCUACUCCUCUCAGAAGAUGUUCAUGUACAGUGUGUAGUGUACAGGUACUCGAGUUUGAUUGUAUUAGCCAGGGUACGGUGUUGUAUACAUGUGUUGUGCAAGAGAUUGUGCAUAAUAUAAUGUAUUCACGGGUCUUUGAGAUCAAAAAUCUUAUUGUACAUAAUUGCAAGAUCUUUGAUGUUCUAUGCAACCAUCUCACUUUGGUCUCAUAUUCCUUCCUGUUUAAAUCGUGGAGAAUUGAGUUUCUUGUUUACUGUUUUAUUGUGAUUAAAUAUACUGAAUCCUUGAACUGGUUA
Molecule: messenger RNA, 1293 nt
Organism: Ricinus communis (castor bean)
Lineage: Eukaryota; Viridiplantae; Streptophyta; Magnoliopsida; Malpighiales; Euphorbiaceae
Product: probable E3 ubiquitin-protein ligase XERICO
Exons: 2
Coding region: 513-983 (156 amino acids)
Source: RefSeq, a predicted model, not a curated record